Brugia malayi is the source of this 441-nucleotide messenger RNA. It is a transcript of the gene Bm199, whose product is annotated as TB2/DP1, HVA22 family protein. The record is from RefSeq and is a predicted model, not a curated record. The transcript is spliced from 3 exons. Lineage: Eukaryota; Metazoa; Nematoda; Chromadorea; Rhabditida; Onchocercidae. The coding region runs from base 1 to 441 and encodes 146 amino acids.
AUGGCAAUGCUAAUUGAAGCUAAUAAAACAUCCUCGAAUGUAAGUUUGGAUGAGAGAAAUCUAAGUGGAUCAGAGCGAAUUUUUCAUGGCGUAACACAUAAACCGCAAUUAUUUGCAUUUCUGUAUAAUAAACGUUAUGCAAAUUUGAAUACUUUAUUUUCAUCAGUUGAUUUAAAGGCUAACCGAGAACAAUUGCUCUAUGUAAUUUUAGUUCUAUUGGCUUUUUACUUGUUAUUUGGAUGUUUUGCUGAGCUAAUUUGUAACAUUUUUGGAUUUGCUUAUCCAGCUUAUGCAUCUGUUAAAGCAAUUCGUACACCAAAUAAAGACGAUGACACACAAUGGCUAAUGUAUUGGACAGUUUUUGCUACAUUUUCUAUAGCUGAUUCUAUUGCAUCUGUAAUUACACAUUUUUUUCCCAUAUAUUGGAUAUUUAAGGUGUGA